This is a messenger RNA of Lasiodiplodia theobromae, 741 nucleotides long. RefSeq names its product Pectate lyase. Gene Ontology annotation, molecular function: pectate lyase activity. The transcript is spliced from 3 exons. Gene Ontology annotation, biological process: pectin catabolic process. The record is from RefSeq and is a predicted model, not a curated record. The coding region runs from base 1 to 741 and encodes 246 amino acids. Lineage: Eukaryota; Fungi; Ascomycota; Dothideomycetes; Botryosphaeriales; Botryosphaeriaceae. Gene Ontology annotation, cellular component: extracellular region.
AUGAAGUACUCUACCACCAUCUCUCUCGCCGCCAGCCUGGCCCUCGUCAACGCCCGCUCCCUGGGCUUCUCUCGCCGCCAGAGCGCUCUCUCUAUCCCCGCCUCUGCCGGCACUGAGACGCUCAGCGAGCCUCAGUACAUUACCGGCUCCUUCGACGGUGGCCUCAAGACCUACGGCCGUGGUGUCUCUUGCUCCUCGGGCGAGGGUGGUGAGGCUGACGCCGUCUUCGUUCUCGAGGACGGUGCCACCCUCAGCAACGCCAUCAUCGGUGCCGACCAGAUCGAGGGUGUCUACUGCCUGGGUGCCUGCACCGUUGAGAACGUCUGGUGGGAGGCCGUCUGCGAGGACGCUCUCUCCAUCAAGGGCAACGGUAACGCUAAGGUCAGCGGCGGUGGUGCUCAGGGCGCCAAGGACAAGGUCAUCCAGCACAACGGUGUCGGUACCGUCACCAUCGACGGCUUCCAGGUCUCCGACUUCGGCAAGUUGUACCGCUCCUGCGGCAACUGCGACGAGCAGGGCGAGCGCCACGUCGUCAUCUCGAACGUCAAGGCCUCUUCCGGCAGCCAGCUCGCUGGCAUCAACUCCAACCUCGGCGACACUGCCACCAUCUCCGACACUUGCGCCACCUCGGUCGACACUAUCUGCGCUGAGUACGAGGGCAACAACACUGGCGAUGAGCCCAGCAUGGUCAGCGAGGGCCCCAGCGAUGCCUGCAAGUACACCGACGUCCCUGCUUGCUAG